This is a messenger RNA of Oppia nitens, 1421 nucleotides long. RefSeq names its product cardiomyopathy-associated protein 5-like. The record is from RefSeq and is a predicted model, not a curated record. The transcript is spliced from 2 exons. The coding region runs from base 92 to 1279 and encodes 395 amino acids. NCBI's taxonomy places the organism in Eukaryota, Metazoa, Arthropoda, Arachnida, Sarcoptiformes, Oppiidae.
CAUCAAUAAUUUUUCAUUAAAUCAAAUUGAACUAGUAUAGUUUUUAUUAUUAUUAUUUGGAAAUAAUAAUAAUAAUAUAGUUACUACAAAAAUGCGUCUAGUUUUAUUAACAUUGGUUACAUUGGGCGCCUGUAUCCUAGCCGCCAAUGCCGAGGAUCAUCUACCGGAGUUCCUCAUUGCCCGGGCCCGGGCUAUCAUCCAACGUGCCGAGGCUGACCUACACCGCCAUCACGAACACGGACGCCAACAUUUGACUCACGAAAUGGAACGGGAGGUCCAGCGAGUCAGGGAACUGGUCAAAGAGCUGAUGCUUAUGGAUCAGUCGAAACAUGUCGAUCCGGUCAAAGAGCAUGAAGUCGAGCUACGGUUGAUUGCACACGAAAACCGUUUGUUGGAGGAAUCGCAACGUAUUGAACGGGAACACCAUCACGAACUACACUUACCUGAGGCACUCAUACUGAGAGCACAGUUAUUGAUUAAACGGGCCGAACAAGAGAUUAAACAUCAUCACGAUAAAGGACACGAUAAAAAAUUGGUAGAAGCUAUGGAACAUGAGAUUAAGGUUGUCCAACAUUUAGUACAGGAGCUCGAACGUUUCGAGCGCCAUCAUCGUAUGGAACCGGCAGCUUUUUUGCACCUAGAACAAGCACUGUUACGUAGCGAAGAUAUCCUAUUGGUUGAGAUGCUUAAACUGGCUCAUUUGCACCCGGAUGAUAUACUCAGAUACUCGGUUAUGCCCGAAGUACUACUGGCCCGUGCCCGUGAGGUCAUACAUUUUGCCGAAUCGGAACUCAAGCGUCAUCACGAUACGGGUCGCAAGCACCUGACCCAGGCUAUGGAACAGGAGAUACAUAAGCUCCGGGAACUGGAACAGGAACUAGUGAAAAUGGAACAUACAAAAAAAGUCGACCCCAUUAAGGCCCUGGAGCUGGAACAACGUAUACUGGGCCACGAAAACGUCCUGAUUGCCGAAAGCCUACGGCUAGAACGGGAACACCAUCACGACCCCCAGUUACCCGAGAUACUGAUCAAACGUGCCCGUGCUAUCAUUGCCCGGGCCGAGAUUGAUUUGAAACGUCAUCACGAUAAAGGUCGAAAACAUUUGACCCAGGCUAUGGAACGGGAGAUCGAAAAGGUUAGGGUGCUCGAGCAUGAACUGAUGGCCCUGGAUCAACAUAAACAUGUACCCCGUGAACAGGUACUACUGGUUGAACAGUUGUUGAUGGCUCACGAAAACUUUUUGCUGGCCGAAUCCGAGCGCCUGGAGCAUGAAAAAUAAAUAGUUACUACUAUUACUAAAUAAUACAUGUAAUCUAACCGUCACUACCGCUUAAUAAAUAAAAAAAAAUUAUAAUAAGCUUAUAUUGUUAUGUUAUUGUAUGCUAUAAUCCAUUGUUAAUGUAUUAUAUUUUAAUGGCUAU